Molecule: messenger RNA, 888 nt
Organism: Wyeomyia smithii (pitcher-plant mosquito)
Lineage: Eukaryota; Metazoa; Arthropoda; Insecta; Diptera; Culicidae
Product: probable serine/threonine-protein kinase clkA
Exons: 1
Source: RefSeq, a predicted model, not a curated record
AAUAAUAAUAAUAAUAAUAAUAAUAAUAAUAAUAAUAAUAAUAAUAAUAAUAAUAAUAAUAAUAAUAAUAAUAAUAAUAAUAAUAAUAAUAAUAAUAAUAAUAAUAAUAAUAAUAAUAAUAAUAAUAAUAAUAAUAAUAAUAAUAAUAAUAAUAAUAAUAAUAAUAAUAAUAAUAAUAAUAAUAAUAAUAAUAAUAAUAAUAAUAAUAAUAAUAAUAAUAAUAAUAAUAAUAAUAAUAAUAAUAAUAAUAAUAAUAAUAAUAAUAAUAAUAACAAUAAUAAUAAUAAUAAUAAUAAUAAUAAUAAUAAUAAUAAUAAUAAUAAUAAUAAUAAUAAUAAUAAUAAUAAUAAUAAUAAUAAUAAUAAUAAUAAUAAUAAUAAUAAUAAUAAUAAUAAUAAUAAUAAUAAUAAUAAUAAUAAUAAUAAUAAUAAUAAUAAUAAUAAUAAUAAUAAUAAUAAUAAUAAUAAUAAUAAUAAUAAUAAUAAUAAUAAUAAUAAUAAUAAUAAUAAUAAUAAUAAUAAUAAUAAUAAUAAUAAUAAUAAUAAUAAUAAUAAUAAUAAUAAUAAUAAUAAUAAUAAUAAUAAUAAUAAUAAUAAUAAUAAUAAUAAUAAUAAUAAUAAUAAUAAUAAUAAUAAUAAUAAUAAUAAUAAUAAUAAUAAUAAUAAUAAUAAUAAUAAUAAUAAUAAUAAUAAUAAUAAUAAUAAUAAUAAUAAUAAUAAUAAUAAUAAUAAUAAUAAUAAUAAUAAUAAUAAUAAUAAUAAUUAUAAUAAUAAUAAUAAUAAUAAUAAUAAUAAUAAUAAUAAUAAUAAUAAUAAUAAUAAUAAUAAUAAUAAUAAUAAUAAUAAUAAUAAUAAUAAUAAUAAUAAUAAUAAUAAUAAUAAUAAUAAU